CCGUCCGUGGAGGUGGUGCGCGUUAUCGCUCCUUCGGCUCCUUUCUCAACAGUGCACAAAAAGGAGUUUUCUGAUUUCUGCAUACGUCUCAAGGCUCAUCCUCAUCGGGCAUGACGAACGUCAGGAGCGCGUGGUCGCUGGGACUCGUAAUAUUUAUUAUAUCAGCAUACGUGCAUGAUUCUCUCGCAAAACAUUAUCACAUAAAAUUAAGGCACGGGAGGCAUCGCCGACAACAUGGCGAAAGUUAUCUGCCUAGCAGCUUCGUAUCAGACACAGAUGAGCCCGAGAGAGGCAAUUGGGGACCAUGGUCGACACCCAGUUCCUGUUCGCGCUCCUGCGGUGGCGGGAUCGCCCAUCAAACUAGACAAUGUCUCGAUAUCGAUGAUAAUGGUCAUGACAAGUGUACUGAUGCAUCCAGGAGAUUUUUCUCGUGUAACAUUCAAGAAUGUCUUGGCGAACCGAAAGAUUUUCGUGCGGAACAGUGUGCGGAGUUUAACAAUGUACCCUUCGAAGGAGUUUAUUACGAUUGGAUUCCGUACAUCGGAAGUCCGAAUAAAUGCGAACUAAAUUGCAUGCCACGAGGCGAGCGAUUUUUCUACAGACAUAAAGUCGCUGUGAUCGACGGCACUCCUUGUGAAUCCGAAAAGAACGAUGUUUGCGUCGAAGGCAAAUGCAUGCAUGUCGGGUGCGAUAUGAUGCUGGGCAGUGAUGCCAAAGAAGAUGCGUGUAGAGAAUGUGGUGGCGAUGGCUCAGAUUGCAAUACCGUUACCGGCUUAUUUGACACAGACGACCUUCAAGUGGGAUAUAUCGAUAUUUUACUUAUUCCCGAAGGUGCGACAAAUAUCGUUAUUAAAGAAAAUUAUCCAUCCAACAAUUAUUUAGCCAUACGCAACACAACCGGACAUUACUACUUAAAUGGCAAUUGGAGGAUAGAUUUUCCACGCAGUUUGCACUUUUCUGGUACGAUCUUUCAUUAUGCUAGAGAUCCUCAAGGAUUUGCAGCACCCGAUACCAUCACGGCUCUAGGACCUACAAAUGAACCGAUUUACGUUGUGUUGCUGUAUCAAGAUCGUAACGUGGGAGUGCAUUACGAGUACAGCAUACCCAAGAAGUUUUCGGCGCGUACCGACCCGGAUAGUUACACUUGGGUAACCGAUGAAUUUUCAAGUUGCAGUGUUAGUUGCGGUGGAGGCUACCAAUCGAGACGGGUGGCUUGUGUACGAAGGCGUGACAAUCAGCCAAUGGAUGAGAGUUUAUGCGAUCCGCAGUUGGAACCGACUGACACUCAAAGUUGUAGCGAAGAACCAUGUCCGCCUAUUUGGGUAGAAGGCUCAUGGUCAACUUGCACCAAACAUUGCGGCGAAGGGGGCGAGCAGACUAGAGAGAUCAAAUGCGAACAAAUCAUCUCAGGUGGAAUAGCUUCCGUGGUGGAUGAUUCUCAAUGUUUGAAAAAAGUGGGACCAAAAGGGCUUACUAAGCGAGAAUGCAACGAAAACGUAGAUUGUCCACAGUGGCACGAAGGGCCCUGGAAGCCUUGCGAUCAUAUAUGCGGACCUGGUAAGCAAACGAGAACAGUUACGUGUUACAAGAAGAUCGAUGGCAAGAUCCAAGUGUUGGAAAAUGGUGCAUGUGAAGCGGAAAUGCCUGAAAAUGAAAAAGCUUGCGAGCUAAGACCUUGCGCCGGUCUCGAUUGGGUUACCUCGGAAUGGAGCGGAUGCGAGGAGAAAUGUGAUCUCAUCAAAGAAACCAGAACGGCCCAUUGCGCUACUCAAGAUGGCACAGUUUAUCCAGAUAAUUUGUGUGAUGCAGACAAGAAGCCAGAAUUGGAAAGAGACUGUGAUAAAGCUAAGAAUUGCGAUUUUCAGUGGUUCACCUCGCAAUGGAGCGAAUGCUCGGCAAAAUGUGGAUACGGCGUUCAAAUGCGCAAAGUGUUCUGUGGCACUUUUAGCAACGAUAUUGUGAAGAAAGUUUCGAACGAGAAUUGCGACCCCCAAAAAAAAUUUGAAAAUAUUAAAAAUUGCAGCGCUGAAGAACCAUGUAAAGGCGAAUGGUUCGCAGGGCCUUGGAGCAAGUGUUCAAAGCCAUGUGAUGGUGGUGACAUGACUCGUAAAGUAAUUUGUAUGAAGGACAACAAAACCGUACCUGUGAAUCAGUGUAAUGCCGACAGCAUCAUAUUUUCUACCGAAAAAUGCAAUGAUCAACCUUGUGAAGAAGGCAUGACACCAAUCGACGAGGAGCCAGAUGAGAAAACGAUAGACUCGAAGGAGGAAGAGUGUGAGGAGGAAGAGGAAGAAGAAUAUGCUGUUGAAUUUAGUCUUCCUGCGGGGAAAGUGAAAAUAGGCAAAUUAAUAGAGCAAACAGAAGCAACAACUCCGAAUUUAUUGUUUACCGGAAGUGACACUUACGACACUAUGUUUAGUGAUUCUACGAGAGGCGAUAUAUCACUUUCCGAAUUGGGUAGCGGCGAAGGUAGUGGUGACGAUAAUUUUACCAUAUUUGAUACUAGCUUGUUCACCGGCAGCACUAUCACCGACAUUGGUUCUACCGUUGUCGAAGAGAGCGAAAGUUCAAUUAGUGGAAUUACGACGGAAGGCAAAACCGGCACAAUCGAAUUCGGAACAGACGUAAAUGAACCAUCGGAUAUCACCGAAGGAACUGACGUAACGCUCGAAGGAUCCGGUACCAGCUUUGAAGGAUCCGGUGCAUCCACAGACGAAUUUGCUAAAGAAACUCAAGUAACUCAAGUCUCAGUAUCAGAAUUCGAUAGGACAAUAGAACAAUCAACAGAUUAUUCCGUUACCAUCACCAGCGAAUUGGCUAGCAAUGUAGAUAUCGAAUCAACCGUUAGUAAAAAUUCAGAGACAACAAUCGAAUCCAGUGGUACGACAACUGGUUCAAAUGACAUAACAAGCAAUACAAACGAAUCAGCUGAUACCGAUAUCGCUAUCACUUCAACAGAAACCACUGGAUCCACUAAAACAGAUACAACAGAUACAGCGACAGAUGAAACGACCGAUUCGACAGAGAGUAAAACAACAGCAACUACUGAAUCUACAGAUAUGACCGAGUCUACGCAAUCUCCGCCAAGUACAUUUUCAGAAUUAUCUUCAUCAGAAACGGAGAUUACAAUAACAGAGAAAAUAGAAACGACUGCAAGCGAGAUUACCACAUCCGAAACAGCGAUGGCAUCAACAAUGAUUUCUCAGCAAACAACAGAAUUGAAAGUACAAGGAGAGUAUGAUUUCGGUUCGGAGGAACAGAGUACUGAUGCUGUAACUACGAUAUCAAGUCAAACAGACGAGAGUUACACUACAGUGGUUAACAGUACAGAAAACACUAUUGUUUCUGAGAUGAGUCCAUCGUAUGAGACUGAAACAACGAGUAGCGAAAUAACCAAAUCGGGAGAGACAACUGAGUCCAGCAUUAGCACGGAAUCAGCUGAGAUAACAGAACUCGGACUAACGACUGAAUCUAUAAGCGAUGUUACGACCUCGAGCGCAAUUGUCGAAUCGGGCGCAACAGAAUCUAGUGAGGCUACCAUCACGGUUUCUACGGAAACGGAAGUUACGGAGACUACCGAGUCAACUAUGACAAUUAAAUUAAGCGAGACAACUGAAUCGUUAAUUACAACGUCGUCUUUUGAAGAGACAACUGUAUCUGGUGAAAUCAUUGUGACGGAAAUUACGUCCUCCACAAUCAGUGAAGAAAUCGAUCUUACCGAAAAGACUCAUAUCACAGAGGUAUGGACAACCAGCUUCCCAGAUACAACGACGCACAAACGGCAAUGCAAACCAAAGAAAAGCUGCAAGAAAACACCGUUCGGAUGUUGCUACGACAAUAUCACCGCUGCUCAGGGACCAUUUGAUCAUGGUUGUCCGAUGCCGCAAACAUGCAACGAGACACGAUAUGGUUGCUGUUCCGAUGGCGUGUCACCAGCCAUUGGUCCCAAGAACAAGGGUUGUCCAGACUCUCGUUGUAACGAAUCACUUUUUGGUUGUUGUCCCGAUGGUGUUACUACAGCGCAAGGCAAUGAUUAUGAAGGAUGCACGAAACCAUGUAAAGAAACAGAAUUUGGAUGCUGUCCAGAUAACGAGACUGCAGCUAGUGGAAAGGAUUAUUUGGGAUGUUGUAAUGUAACCGAAUUUGGUUGUUGUCCAGAUGAUAUUAAAGCCGCUUCUGGUCCCAACAGCGAAGGUUGCGAGGAAGAAGUCACUUCUGAAACGGAGGUAUAUGAAAUAACAACACAACCUGUUUCACCCGAAGAUUGUGCAAACACCACUUAUGGUUGCUGUCCUGAUGGUAUUACCAUUGCAAAUGGUGCCAACUUUGAGGGUUGCGGUGUCAUUAAUACCGAAAAUUGCAGCGCGUCCUACUUUGGAUGCUGUUUUGAUGGAAUUUUCGCGGCUCUCGGACCGGACAACUAUGGUUGUCGCAUGCCAUGUCACGACAGUGUUUACGGAUGCUGCGAGGAUGGAAUAACACCAGCACAUGGACUGAACAACGAAGGUUGCUGCUUAUCGACACUAUACAAGUGCUGUCCGGAUAACAGUCUGCCAGCUCGUGGGCCAAACUUCUACGGCUGUGGCUGCCAAUACACGAGAUUCGGUUGUUGCCCGGAUAAUUCGACGGUAGCGCGUGGACUAAAUAAUGAGGGCUGUGGCUGUCUAUAUACACCUUAUGGUUGUUGCCCGAAUCGAUUUACUCCCGCCAGCGGAUACAAUUUCGAGGGAUGCCCAUGUUACACUUACCAAUUUGGAUGUUGUCCCGAUGGUAUUACUAUUGCCAAGGGCUCUCAUGGUCAAGGUUGUGGAUGCGAAAAUAUGGAAUAUAAAUGUUGUUCAGAUGGUAGAACGCCAGCUAAAGGAUCAAAUUUUGCGGGCUGCACCUGCGACGCAUCGCAAUAUGGAUGCUGCCCGGACGGAAUUGAGGAAGCUCAAGGGGAGAACUUUGAAGGUUGUAUCACAAUACCUUCGGUGCCCGGUGCCGCAUGUGGUUUGAAGAAAGACAGAGGCUCUUGUCGAGAUUUUACAGUCAAGUGGUUCUAUGAUACCGAUUACGGUGGUUGUUCAAGAUUUUGGUACGGAGGCUGCGAGGGUAACGAAAAUCGGUUUAAAACACAGGAAGAAUGUAAAGAAGUUUGCGUUCAACCAAGAGGAAAAGCUGCUUGCUUUUUGCCAAAAAUCUCUGGUCCUUGCGAAGGAUAUCAUCCAACAUGGUAUUAUGAUGCUGGCAGAAAGCAAUGCGGUCAGUUCGUCUAUGGUGGUUGCCUCGGCAAUGCUAACAAGUUUAAAACAAGAGAAGAGUGUGAAGAACUUUGUGUCACACCGAACGACAUCGAUCCUUGCGAUCAGCCGAAAGAAGCAGGUCCUUGCGCAGGCAAUUUCACAAAAUGGUACUUCAACCAAGAAUCGCAAACUUGCGAACAAUUCAUAUACGGUGGUUGCAAAGCGAAUGACAACAACUUCCCGACAGAAAUCGCUUGCCACCAACAAUGCUUACAGCCAGGUCGAAGGAAAGAUAUUUGCACGUUGCCGCGGGCGGAGGGUACAUGCAUAGAGAAGCAAUCUCGAUGGUAUUUUGAUCAAUCGGAGAAUCGCUGCAUGCCAUUCUAUUACACUGGCUGUAAUGGCAAUAAAAAUAAUUUUGAAUCUAGAGACGCAUGCGAGUCUGAUUGUCCGCCUAAAAUUGAGCAAGAUAUCUGUCUCCUACCCGCUCUUCUGGGAGAAUGCCAUAAUUACACUCAACGAUGGUACUACGAUUCCUAUGAGCAACACUGUCGACAGUUUUAUUACGGUGGAUGCGGCGGGAAUGAGAAUAAUUUCAUAACCGAACAUGACUGCAUCAAUAGAUGUGUAGCGGUUAUCACCACUCCGCCACCACCAGGACAAGUCGAAUUCCAGCUAGAAUUCUGUUUCUUACUCGACGAACACGGUCCGUGCUCCGAAAAUCAAGUAAAAUGGUUUUACGAUAGUCGUGAUGGUGUUUGCAAACAAUUCCGAUACGGCGGCUGUCAGAGUAACGGCAAUAAUUUCAAUACUCGCGAAGAAUGCGAAUAUCGCUGCGGAGAAGUUCAAGAUCCUUGCACCCUACCAGAAGUGAUCGGUCCUUGUGAUGGUUUCGUAAAGCAAUUCUACUAUGACAAGCGCACUGAUUCUUGCUACGAGUUCGAGUAUAGCGGCUGUCAAGGCAACAAAAAUCGCUUCCAAGAUAGGGAAUCUUGCGAGAAAAAAUGUAGACGGCAAAUGGCUGCGGUUACACCGGUGAUUACUCCAACAUUAGCCACGAUAACUUCGCCGACUGGAGAAUCAAAGAGUGCGAUUUGCUUGGCGUCAGUCGAUUCUGGCGAUUGUAGUGACAGUAUCACCGCGUAUUAUUACGAUGCCCAACAUCAAAUAUGUCAGGCGUUUAUUUAUGGCGGAUGUGGUGGAAAUGCUAAUAGAUUUCAAACCGAAGAACAAUGCGAGCGACUCUGCGGAAGAUUUCACAGACAAGAUAUGUGUAAUCUCGCUGUGGACUCCGGCCCAUGCAGAGGUGCUUUCCGCAAAUAUUAUUAUGAACCAGGUUUACAUGCCUGCCGUGAAUUCAUUUACGGUGGAUGCGACGGUAACGCUAACAGGUUCAGUACGAUCUCUGAAUGCGAGUCUAUUUGCAUACAUCAUGAAGAGCCUGUACCUCCCGGAAAUGACACCAGUGUUUUAAAUUUAUCGAUCUGUAAAGAACCAGUUGAUAGUGGAUCUUGCACGUCCGGUGCCACAAAACGAUUCUAUUUCGACGAGGAACACCAAACGUGCCGGGCGUUUAUUUAUACCGGAUGUGGUGGCAAUCGCAACAGAUUCAAGACUUUCGAAUCUUGCAUUAACACUUGCCUUAGGACGAGUAACGAAAUUGAUGUGGAUUCAAAGGAUACGAAAGAUCAAUGCGCGGAGGCCAAGGAAGAGUGUAAUAUUAUCCGUUGUCCGUACGGUAAGGAACAGUACGUGGAUUCACAGGAUUGCGAACGCUGUCGUUGUGUCGAUCCUUGUAGAACAAAAAUUUGUCCUGAGAGUAAUCGUUGCGCCAUUACGCUAGUCGCUACGCAAGAUGGCACGGAAUACAAAGGCGUUUGUCAGUCAAUCGUUAAACCCGGUCGUUGCCCAAAAGUAUCAAACAGCACAAGAUGUGAACAAGAAUGUGUCACGGAUGCGGACUGUCCUGUAGAAUGGAAAUGUUGUAACAGUGGUUGCGGCACAUCCUGUCUGGAACCCGCACCAGAAGAAAUUUUAACGACAACAUCAUGGCCUACCGUUAUCCCGCCACAAUAUGGUGGUGAACCUGCGAUGAUUCAACAAUCCGAAGAACCUCAUGUCAGCGCGCAAGAAGGUGGCUAUGUUACAUUGAAAUGCGUCGCACUAGGAACUCCCAGACCAAUCAUCACGUGGAGAAAAGAUACUACAUUGAUUGGGCCUUCAGAGAAAAGACGGCGUAUACUACUUGAUGGAUCUCUUCAGAUCAUUAAUUUAUAUACUUACGAUAGAGGUACUUACGUAUGUACCGCUGAUAAUGGUUUAGGGCCACCGGUGAGGGCGGAGUAUCAAUUAGACGUCACAGAACCAAGUGAACUUCCCGUCGCUAUCAUCGGAGAGCCCGAUACUCGUAUAACGGUGACGAUGAACUCGCCGAUAACUCUGCAUUGUUAUGCUAUGGGAUGGCCGAGGCCAUUUGUCACUUGGUGGCGUGGCGACCAAAUGUUACCUCUAUUUUCGGACAAUUACGAGCAAGAUACCGAUUAUACUCUCUUGAUACGCUCGGUAACUCUAACCAGCCUCGGCAUUUAUACUUGCCAGGCGUUUAAUGGCAUCGGUACACCGGCCUCUUGGUCGACAACCUUGCAAGCAGUCGGACCUGUCUACAAUGUUAAAUCUGAACACGAAGAGUACACCAAAUAUCUUGUCCAACCACCAAAGAGACCCACUACUGAAAAACCACAGUAUCCUUACAGGCCUACCAGAACGCAGUCUCCUCCAGAACAUCAAACCUACGCUCCCGUCUAUUCCUCGAAACCACCUCACAUUCCUCGCGUUGUUCCUCUUGAAAUCACUACCACUGAGCUCAGUAGCGCCAAGUUCAAAGUGCCGGUCAAAGUCAAUGUAUCAGCAGGACAAUCACAAUUCCCUGAAGGCAGUGACAUAAGCAUCGCUUGCAUCGUCGAUGGUUAUCCGAUCCCACGUGUACUCUGGUAUAAGGACGAUGAACUUAUUCGAACCAAUAAUCGAAUAAAGAUUUCUGAACUCAAUCGACUUAUCAUUAGCGAUGCAAGUCGAGAGAACUCUGGCCGAUAUCGAUGCGAAGCAGCCAAUGAAUUCUCUUCGGAUUCUGAUAAUGUUGAUAUACGUGUAGCUGGUAUCUUUAUUCAUCCCCAUUGCCAAGAUAACACGUUUUUCGCCAACUGCGAACUUAUUGUUGCAGCCAAGUAUUGUACACACAAAUACUAUGCAAAGUUUUGCUGCCGAUCAUGCACAGAGGCCGGCCAGUUACCAGCAAGAGGACCUUAUAUCGAUAAUUCGAGAAGAAGAAGGAGAUUUAUUCCGCGAAUGCUUGUAUAAGACAUCAAAUUGACUUUUCGAUAUUUCCGACAUACGUGAUAGCACGUAGGUAAAUAAUACUAAAUAUCGAUUCUGGAUCGUAGCCGGCGGGAUUCGCAAUAGAAAAAAAAUGAGAAAGAAAUUGCGCGUACCUGCUCUUAUCGGACGUGCCGGAUAAUCGAUUUAUUAAAUCACUGCCAAAGUCUUAGAGCGUUUAUAC
Mycetomoellerius zeteki is the source of this 8781-nucleotide messenger RNA. RefSeq names its product proteoglycan-like sulfated glycoprotein papilin (gene Ppn). Gene Ontology annotation, molecular function: serine-type endopeptidase inhibitor activity; metalloendopeptidase activity. Lineage: Eukaryota; Metazoa; Arthropoda; Insecta; Hymenoptera; Formicidae. Gene Ontology annotation, cellular component: extracellular region; extracellular matrix. Gene Ontology annotation, biological process: extracellular matrix organization; proteolysis. The coding region runs from base 111 to 8582 and encodes 2823 amino acids. The record is from RefSeq and is a predicted model, not a curated record. The transcript has 39 exons.